AUGGGGCUGUUGAUUUGGACCGUGCAAGACAAGACCACUAUCUCUAUCAAGGUGCAGACAUAUGCAGUUUCUCUUAUUUGUAGUAUAUUGAGAUUAUAUAUGUUUGUGUGCCACGAAUUAGUCACUGCGCAGCCCCGGCCUUCCAUUCCUCAUGCACAUAUAUACAACAAGAACUCUCUCAGCUCACUCACCUAUGCAGUAAGUGGCCAUCGAUCGAUCAUGUGUGACUUGUUUUGGCUAUCACCGGGCGAGCAAGGAGAUCUCUCCGAUGUUGUCAGGGCAAGCCUGCACCCGCUUCACCAUCACCAGCUGCCAACAACCCUUGCCUCCCCCUUUCUGCAGCCGGAGGAGGAGUACAACUCGCUGCUGCUGCAAGAAGGAAGCGGUGGAGGUGGCCUGGUCGUCAGCCAUGGCGAUGAUGAGCAGUUGGGGAUGGUGGCAAUGAUGAUGAUGGGUGGCAAUACUAGGCCAACGUCUGAUCAUCGGGUGGCCUCUACACAUCCACCGACGACAACGGUGUGUCCACAGGCACGUCAAGAGCCACUGCCCGGGAUGAUUCGUCGGCCGGAUAUCGACAGAGAAGGCGACGUCGUGGUGGCGCCGGAGAUUGGUGAUCGUCUCCAGGACAUGUCGAUAGUUCAUCACCCACGUGUCUCUGCUGCAAUGAAGCCAAGAAAGAGCCAUACGAAGAAGGUGGUGUGCAUCCCGGCGCCGACGGCGGCCCCAGGAGUGGGUGGCCGGCCAAGCACCACAGGCGAGGUGGUGCCCUCCGACCUGUGGGCGUGGAGGAAGUACGGGCAGAAGCCGAUCAAGGGGUCCCCGUACCCGAGAGGCUACUACCGCUGCAGCAGCUCCAAGGGAUGCCCGGCGAGGAAGCAGGUGGAGCGCAGCCGCACCGACCCAAACAUGCUCGUCAUCACCUACACCUCCGACCACAACCACCCGUGGCCGACCCAGCGCAACGCCCUCGCCGGAUCAACACGCCCCGUGGCCAAGAACAACGUCCCAUCUUCUUCCUCGGCCGCUGCGGCUGCAGGUCCAACUCACAAUAGUAUCACCAACGUGGACCGUGAUAAUGUUCAUCACCAGUUGAAGCAAGAGGACGACUUGGACCUGUUUGCAGACAUGGACGCCCUUAAUAUCUUCUCCUCCAUCACCAAGAUUCAGGAAGAUGACAGCAAGGAGCAGCUGUUCGAUCCAUUCAGCUCUAGCUUCUCCGACUACCUCUAA
Messenger RNA from Lolium rigidum, 1230 nucleotides. RefSeq lists its product as uncharacterized. Gene Ontology annotation, cellular component: nucleus. The transcript has 4 exons. Gene Ontology annotation, biological process: regulation of DNA-templated transcription. Lineage: Eukaryota; Viridiplantae; Streptophyta; Magnoliopsida; Poales; Poaceae. The coding region runs from base 1 to 1230 and encodes 409 amino acids. Gene Ontology annotation, molecular function: DNA-binding transcription factor activity; transcription cis-regulatory region binding. The record is from RefSeq and is a predicted model, not a curated record.